GCUGACGGCCUCCCCGAGGGCGCUCUAGCCAUGCGGAAGACUCCCAUUUACUCCACCUCCCCCACUUCCGGCCGGUCUUAAUUCCGCUUCCGGUCCGAUUCUGGCGUCUUUGCUGAGGGUCACAUUGAGCUGCGAGUUGCUGCUGUGGUGUGUUUAGAGUCAGCACCAUGGCAGAAGACAUCAAGACCAAAAUCAAGAACUACCAGACCGCCCCUUUUGACAGCCGCUUCCCCAACCAGAACCAGACUAGGAACUGCUGGCAGAACUACCUGGACUUCCACCGCUGUGAGAAGGCAAUGACUGCUAAAGGGGGUGAUGUCUCCGUGUGUGAAUGGUACCGGCGUGUGUACAAGUCCCUCUGCCCCAUAUCCUGGGUGUCAGCCUGGGACGACCGCCGGGCAGAAGGCACAUUUCCUGGGAAGAUCUGAACUGGCUCCACCCACCUCUCCUCUGUCCUCCAUCCUUCUCCCAGGGUGGUGAAGGGGGACCUGGGUGCAUGGGGAUCCCAACCCUGAAAUUCUGAAUCAUGGCUUAACUAAUAAUAAAUAUUCGUUGGAAAAGUGUUAA
Molecule: messenger RNA, 567 nt
Organism: Ailuropoda melanoleuca (giant panda)
Lineage: Eukaryota; Metazoa; Chordata; Mammalia; Carnivora; Ursidae
Gene: COX6B1
Product: cytochrome c oxidase subunit 6B1
Exons: 4
Coding region: 168-428 (86 amino acids)
Cellular component (GO): respiratory chain complex IV; mitochondrion
Source: RefSeq, a predicted model, not a curated record